AGUGACUUGUUUUAAGAAGACGUUUGCUUAGCGCAGCUGUGUAGUCUGCGAGACCGGAUGAGAGUUAGGAGAAUGAAAAAGUCGCUCUGAUUUGUGUGUGAGGUACGAGACGCUAUUAGCUUGAACAAUUCAUCACAUCGAUUAUUAAUAACAGAAUUAUCAUAAGACAAUGGAGACACUUAAUAGGUUCUAUGAAAUUGGACGCUAUUAUGUUUUUUUAUUUAUUAUAAAAACGUAUAACUAAACGGAAACAAAGCUAAACUGCUUGUACAACUAUACGGAGUGGCUGCUUUUAUUUACCUUUUCAAACUAUUAUGGACGUUUGUCUCGUGAGAGCAAAAAAUGGAAACAAUACGGGAUAACUGCGGAAGACUCUGUUAAGCAGAUCUUUAAUGAAGCUGUCCAAGUUGCCCCGAUGACUCUGGGCAGCGUCUCCGACGGUGGGAGGUGUGAAGCCGGACACAUCUGCUCUUGCUGCGGGGAGAAAAUGAUGCCCUACUUCUCUGAAAAUGCAGUAAUUUCGCAAAACACCAUCAACCAGAUCAUCAGUGAAAGCUUCCUUACUGUGAAAGGAGCUGCCCUAUUUCUUCCCAGAGGCAAUGGAUCCACAACACCAAGGAUCAGCCAACGACGCAACAAACACGCUGGAGACCUUCAGCAACACUUGCAGGCCAUGUUUUUGCUGCUACGACCUGAAGACAACAUUAGAUUGGCUGUGAGGUUGGAAAGUGCCUAUCAGAGCUGCACACGCUACAUGGUGGUGGUUUCUACCAAUGGACGUCAGGACACUGAAGAGAGCAUAGUACUGGGGAUGGACUUUAAGAACAAAGAAAGUAGCUGUUGCACUAUGGGUCUUGUCCUACCUCUUUGGAGUGACACCCUUAUCCACCUGGAUGGUGAUGGCGGUUUUAGUGUGUCCACAGUCAACAGAGUCCACAUUUUCAAGCCGGUUUCCGUCCAGGCCAUGUGGUCAGCUCUCCAGAGUUUGCAUAAGGCAUGUGAAGUGGCCCGUUGCCACAAUUACUAUCCUGGCAGCCUGUUCCUUACGUGGACCAGCUACUAUGAGAGCCAUAUCAGCUCAGACCAAGUGUGCAUCAAUGAGUGGAAUGCCAUGCAGGAUGUGCAAUCUCACCGGGCUGACUCCCCUGUUUUAUUCACUGAUGUUCCAACAGAGAGGGAGCGUACAGAGAGACUUAUUAAAACUAAGCUGAGAGAAAUCAUGAUGCAGAAAGAUUUGGAAAACAUCACUUCAAAAGAGAUCCGCACUGAGCUUGAGAUGCAGAUGGUCUGCAACCUACGGGAAUUCAAGGAAUUUAUUGACAAUGAAAUGAUUGUCAUUCUUGGACAAAUGGAUAGCCCUACUGAGAUAUUUGACCAUGUCUUCCUGGGCUCAGAGUGGAAUGCCUCCAAUCUUGAAGACUUGCAGAAUAGAGGGGUUCGUUACAUCCUGAAUGUCACACGGGAGAUUGAUAACUUUUUUCCAGGCCUCUUUGAGUAUCACAACAUUCGGGUCUAUGAUGAAGAAGCUACAGAUUUACUGGCUUACUGGAAUGAUGCUUACAAAUUCAUCUCUAAGGCAAAGAAAACUGGCUCCAAAUGCCUUGUCCAUUGUAAGAUGGGUGUGAGCCGCUCUGCCUCAACUGUUAUUGCCUAUGCAAUGAAGGAAUAUGGCUGGAAUCUGGAACAUGCUUAUAGCUAUGUCAAGGAACGCCGCACAGUCACUAAACCGAAUCCCUCUUUUAUGAGGCAGCUUGAGGAGUAUCAGGGCAUACUCUUGGCAAGUAAACAGCGGCACAACAAGCUUUGGCGAUCACACUCUGACAGUGAUCUUUCAGAUCAUCAUGACCCCAUCAACAAGACUCCUCUUAACAUGAACCUCAACCAAAAGGAUGCAGAUAAUAAUCCUUCACUGGAACAUUUCCUGGGAAUGGCAGUCCUACAAGCACUCACAACUAUGCCUUCAAGUAUUGAUGAAGAUCCACCUACACCAUGUGAGGACCAUGACAGUCUGCAGCUGGAUUUCCAGCCGUGUACAAAUGAAGAAAGUUUAGAACAGUCUGCUUCAAAUGGCCUCUCAGACUGUCCAGAUUCACCCGAGACUACCACUGUAGUCCUCCCCUGUGUAGGAGACAUGCCACUCCAGGAGGUUUCUUCAAUUAUGCCAACCUCACUGGUUGACUUGGGAGGAGAUAAGCCAUUGCUGGAACCAAAGCUUAAUACACAAGAAAAGAAUACAAUUCCAACAGGCCAGUCUUCUCCCUCAUUGUCCCUAACCGCCAAUGCUAGGAUAUCAGAUGUAGAUGUCUACCUUGAUUUGAAGACUGAAUUUUUGGAGGAUACAGGUGGUCAGCACAACAGCAAUAAUAACCCAAGGUCCCCUUCUCAUACUGUGCAAUCUCCUAGCCUAAGUACAGAUAGCAUUGACUUCUUCAGUGCACGAGAAAAAUUCCUGGAAUUAUCCCAAGAGGGUCGUGCUAGAGCACUAUCUCAGUCUAGAAAUGAGGACUUGGUAACACCAAAAUUGCUUCAGCCCAGAAGUCCUGGCCAGGACCUGCUUGAUACAGAGGAUAGUGCACACCCUGUUGACGAACACACAAAAGAGCAAUGCCUGGACAUAACAGUGGGUGUCCCAAGAUCGCAGUCUGAGAACGGAAUCUCUGUUAAAGAUAUUGUAAUAGAACUGGAGUCCAUCAACCAGAGCUGUGGACCGAGCCCCUGCAAGACUGAUUCCUCCACUACAAUCUCCUCUCCAGCCACAAUGAAAAAGGCUGUGGUUCACAGUUUGCAAAGUGAACCUCCAGGAGACUUAGAACCCACAUCAAUAUGUGAAUCUCCCUCAGAUGAUCUAAGAGACUCUUCCACAUGUCACUGCGAGACCUCCCAAGACAGCCUCACACCCAAGCUGGAGACACAAAAAUGGUUGUCUGGUUCUGUGAGACGUGCCACUAAUAAACUGGAACAGCGAUUGCGGCAGGAGCAAGAGCCAGGUAACUGUUUAGGGAUCAGAAAGAACUCCCGCCAUGAUGAGGUGCCUUCAAUUGAAGUACAUCCCCAAGAAUGUGGAGACAAUCAGCUGCACAAUCCUCUACUGGAAGAGGGAACUAUGCUUCCAUUGCAAAAGCUGCCUAAGACCGGGGACAUAUCCGUCAGUUCUGACAAAGAGGAAGCUUGCUCUUGUCACAGCGAUUCAGCAGAGAAAUUCUGGAAACCUUUAGAGUCAAAGCCCAAAGAAAAGGAAGCACCCAUUACUUCCACUGUGAAAGCUCCUUUCUUGUCUUGCAGAGUGGAGAUUACUGAACUUGCCUCGAAUCAUUCACCAUUAGAAACAGAAGGGAGUUGCCCAAUGUUUCCUUUAAGUGAGAGAGAGUAUCAGUCUUCUUCAGAUCAUUCUAACCAUGUGUAUGUUUCAGAUAAGGGAAGGAAGGAUCCUAGUAGUGACCUCUGUGAAUUCAUCUCGCAAGAACCUGGGAUGGGGACAAAGCAAACUGUUGAUGAUGACCUUUGCUACAUCUCUCAUCUGCAGAACCCUCCUCUGCUCACAAGGUCAUUGAGCCCAAAAACUUGCCUGCUGCUGGAGGGAGCCACUGAGAGCAGCAGCGACACAGAUAUACUGCCGGACAGGCCGACUGAGAGUUCUACUCUGCAGCGGAGUACAGAAGAGCUUCUAAAAAUUCAAGAGACACUCAGUGAUUUGCAGGCCUUUUUGAAUCGUGUCACACCAACUGUAUCCAGACCACCAAACUGGGCAAGUCUACCUCACAGCUCAAGUAGCAGUAGUGUGUCUGAGCUGACUGUUGUUACCAAAGGCCAUUCAGGUAUGGUAAAGCAACGUGCUCAGGAGAUUGAAGCUAGAAUCCGUCAGGCUGGCCUGACCACUCCAUCUCUCAUGAAACGGUCUGCUUCCCUGGCCAAACUGGGAUGUCUUGAGCUGUCAACAGAUGAUUUGUCAGAGGUGGGAAAAGCUGAAUCAGGCCUAGCUAGCCCAGCAUGCUCCUUUAGACUUGUGCAUCCCGAGUCAUGUAGGGCACAUCUAAUGGCAGAGGAUCCUUCAAAAAAAUUCUGUAUGGCAUCUGAAUCAACCCUGCCUGGGGAACAAUCAUGUCGGUCAGACUGUGGCUCCUUAAGCCAACCUGUUGAGCUGCCUUCCAUCCUGCAUACCAGUACAUUCAGGGAAAGCAAUGAGGGGUGUCUGGAAAGCUGUCCUUCACUGGUACAGGCAACUGAACAGACAGUCCCUUUCUCUGGCGUAGCUCCAAGACAGCAGUAUGGCAGGACACAUCCACUCCGUAAGCUGAGGAAAGCUAAUGAAAAGAAAAGGACAGCAAGCUUCCAAUACAAUACCAUGUGACUCCUUCCUCCCGCCCGCCCUCCAGGAGGGAGGUGCAGACUGCCUUUUGUAUUUGUUUGGGGGCUGACUUCAAACAUGCACUUUAUCCGCCUUGCUUGUGGUGUUCUCUUAGAAUUUUAUCCUGUGGGUGGUGGUGUUUUGUUUCCUUUUUUUGUAUUUUUUAAAACUUAUAUUAAAAAAGGCCUUGUAAAUGUUAAAGAUUUUACCUUGUUCUCUAGCUGUCAUAAUUUGUCAUAUUUGUACAGUAUAUUAUAAGUGCAUUUAGUUUUUACAUUCACCUAGAAUCCUUUAUAAUUUUAAAGAAGGGCACAGAUUCUGUGUGGAUGGCAGGCAUGGUCUGGCUUUGAGUUUGCAAUCAAAACUAAAUGUUUAUUUUUAUUGCAUGUUCUUGUGGUUUCUCAUCUCUUCCUCUAGCAGAAACCACCAGAUUAUUGCUUCACCUUCAUAUCUUUUGCAAAUUCUAUGGCCCCUACUUGACCCACCAUUUAGCAUUUGCCAUUUUCUUUACAGUUCUUCAAACUGCAAACAUUAGGAGGUAACUGUUGGCAGAAAUUUCCUCCUUCACCUUUACCUGUACCUUUUGUAUUUUAAAACUUGGAUCAGGUGGACCUUUCUACAUUUUCAAUAUAUUUACAUAUUCUGCAAUAAAGUUUUACCUUAGACUGUCAAAAUUGCUUACCCUACAUGCAGUAAUCUAUUUUAUAAAGUGAUGAACAAAAUUGGCAAAUAAGUGAAGAAGAUAUCAAGUUUAGAAACUCAUUUUGAACCCAGAGAAGGAAACCUCCAUGCAAUAAUUCUGACCCUUUUCAGUACUUUUAAGAUGUGUUUGCAAGCAGUUAUUUUGUUAAUUUCAUUUAACAAAACAGUGCAUUUUUAGUGUGAUGGUGUGAGGGCAAAUAUGCUAAAACCUUGCCUUCCGUUCUUCUGUUUGUGCCUUUCUUUAAAAGGGUACAUCACUUUAACUGCACAAACUUGAUUGUUACUUGAAUAGCCCUGCUGGCCUUGAAAGAAAAUAAAAAAGCAUAUCAAGCGCAGGAAUUGUGGAGACAAGCAUAAAAUGGACUUUGUAAUUAUUAUUACUAUUUAAUAACUCUUGCUGCCUGUGGCUGCUUGGGAAUAUAGAUUUCCAGCGAUGCUGUUACCUGUUUUGUUUUAAAUGAGCCUUUAAUUAUGAAGUGAAAUGGUGGGCAGUUAAAUUUUAUUUCAUUUCCACACCUGAAUUUUUGCUAUGUGUUUUUUUUUUUUUUUUUUUGUGUCAAGAGCCACAUUAUUUACAUUGCUGCUGGAUUGUCAAUGUGUUUUAUUCUGUUUAUUUGUGUGCAGAGUGCACACGGUUAAAAUGCAAAACAUACAUAAACCCAACUGGAAAUAAAUGUGGAGGGGGUGAGUGGUUCUAGAAGGUGCAUCCAUGUAGAUCUCGAAAGUCUUCUUCCAGAGUAAUCAAGUGUGUUUAUUAUGCUCGGUGCCAAAGUAUUGCCACCAACAACUGGAAUGUUAGAGAGUUUAUAACACUUGAGGAGCUCCAACGGUGCUAUAAAUAUAACCCUUCUUGUCUCUUCUGGAUGUUAGGCAGCUGACCAGAUAUACAGGACAUUGCUGCUGCUGCAAGGCAAUGGUGUAGAAUUUCCAACCACAAAUUUUGAGCAAAAGGAUGGUGUCUCUUAUUUGGAGAGUUGUUAACGAAAAAGUGUAGAACAGCAGCUAGUGGAAGAAGUUACUACGUUGUUUUGCCAUCUGCCGUUCUCAGUUAUUUUCAGACAGUGUAUAUCAGGCGUAUGACUUGUUGAAGUAGCAUUGCAUGGCUGAAUACUGGCUGACUGCAUUCUUUGCUUUUGAGCUUUCAGCCCCAUAGGUUUUCCGAGAUUAGGAGAAAGUCUAGAAUGUUUGAUUCACCAUUAAUAACGAUGCAUACUCUUUGUUGUUCUAGCUGAAACAAAAGCCUUAGUAGAAAAUGAAUGGAUGGAAUGCUACAUUCUGUUAACUUGGACCGUUGUGGCUGUCGGCUUCAACUUUGUUGGCAACAGGAGAUUUCCUGACAUUCACACUUGACCGACUCCUGUUUGGUGCUGGUCUUCUGUUCCAACACAAUAUCACUUCAUUUUUCUUAGUCCUCACUCCUGGUUGUCCACCUCACCUUCAGAGAUCAACUGUGUAGCACUGCAUUGUAAUUUUCCUCUAAAGAGCUUUUUGACUUCUUCUUUCUGUAUCUCUUGUAAAUGUGUCGGCCUUGAAACCUAACGAUCACUGGCGUACUUGUUGAUACCAUGGUGUCUUGAAUCCCCUAGAAAGCCUUGCUGUAUUUCCUUUGUGCAUUUCUAGAAGUAGGUGAUGAAAAUAGUGCCUCAUUACAAGUGGAAUAGAGGGACAAAUAUGAGCCAAUUCUAUCUGAAAGUCUGUUGUAAGUAAAUCUUUUUUUAUGUGCCAUUUUGGUUCAGUUGAACCCACUAUAGGAGAAUUUUAAAUGUUUUUUUUUAAUGUGACAACGAGUGCUUAAAGAAGGGAGAGGCAGUCAACCCAUUUUGUUGGAUCUACCAGCGAUCUUGACCCUUUUAGGCAUUGCCAAUCCUUCUGAGGUUCGCUUUAUUGUUUUGGUUUAUUUAUUUAUUUUAUUUUUUUUUUUGCACGUCACUCGGAAAUAUCCCUUUACUGGCAAGUGAUCCACCAGACAGUAAUGCCCCUAGAGGAUUUACAAGUUGACAAAUCAAUUUGUAUUUCUGCUUUAAGCAUUAUGUGAACUACCUCUUCCAGGUUGGCUGUUUAGGACUGUUUUUGUCAGUGCCGUUUUUGUUGCUUACGAGAAGGAUUGAUUCUGCCAUGUGCAUAAGUGUCAUACCAGCUCCCGGGACCAGCAGGAAUAUGCAAAAUGGGAGAAAAACCUGCAGAUUAUAUGGAUGUUCAUAGGCAUAGAAAAUACUAGAGAUGAGUGUUGGAAUAUCAUGUUCAUCCCAGUAGCAUACAGUGGUGGUGCAGUUAGCACCACAGUGUGGGGAUUUGUUUGAUUGGGGAUUCUUACUGUAAAAAAUGUCAUUUUCAGUUUCUUUUGACCUGUUUACCAAGUAACUGCCUUUCCUCUUUCAAAAUUGUGUUUGUUAUUUCAGUUCCAUGUGGCAUCUUUUGCUUUUCCUCACAUCAACCAAAGACUUCCAGUCAGGAGUUACCAUAUCAGGUGACCCUGCCCAUCUCUGAGCAGAAAGGUGGGGAAGCAACCCUCCAGAUGUGUCGAAAAUUAAGAAAAAAAACGAAACCACCUUCACCAAAACCCCCUCACCCCCUCUUUGGAACUCGGCAGUCCCCUAGGGAUUCUACUAUACGAGUGUAUGUAUGUGUAUGUGUGUGUGUGUGUGCGUGCGUGUGCGUGUAUAAGUGCGGGGGGUGUAUACAGGAAUGCUUUUAAGUUGUAUUUUUCUUGUCUGUGGUGUAAGACAAUACUGUUUACAAUGUGAAUAUAAAAAAUGUACAGAAUUUGUUUUAUGAACCUUCUAGUUCUCCGGUGGUUUUUCCUUUACAUACAUAUCGCUAGACAACUUAAAAAGAAAAGAACAGUUGUCAAGAUAUUUUAGUAUUUAGAUGUUGAGUAAGUUGCCUGUUUGAUAACUGAAUUUUCAUUGAGCCUGCAAAGAAAAAGCCAUAAACUCUUGUUAAGAGUUUGCUGUUGCCCAAGGCCGAUGUACAGUUGGAGAAGUGCAAAUACAAAAUGUGCAAAAUUGAUAUCCACUGUUUAAAUUUGCAAAAAUUUAAGGGUCAAACUCUGUGUGGGUGUUUUUUUAUAUGAAUAAAUAUUUAAGAAAUUUUAAAUGUUAA
Erpetoichthys calabaricus (reedfish) is the source of this 8149-nucleotide messenger RNA. Its product is annotated as protein phosphatase Slingshot homolog 2-like. The coding region runs from base 416 to 4348 and encodes 1310 amino acids. Gene Ontology annotation, molecular function: protein tyrosine/serine/threonine phosphatase activity; actin binding. The transcript has 14 exons. The record is from RefSeq and is a predicted model, not a curated record. Lineage: Eukaryota; Metazoa; Chordata; Cladistia; Polypteriformes; Polypteridae. Gene Ontology annotation, biological process: protein dephosphorylation; negative regulation of actin filament polymerization; actin cytoskeleton organization. Gene Ontology annotation, cellular component: cytoplasm.